Paecilomyces variotii is the source of this 2166-nucleotide messenger RNA. Its product is annotated as splicing factor 3b. NCBI's taxonomy places the organism in Eukaryota, Fungi, Ascomycota, Eurotiomycetes, Eurotiales, Thermoascaceae. Gene Ontology annotation, cellular component: precatalytic spliceosome; U2-type spliceosomal complex; U2 snRNP. The transcript is spliced from 2 exons. The record is from RefSeq and is a predicted model, not a curated record. Gene Ontology annotation, biological process: mRNA splicing, via spliceosome. The coding region runs from base 190 to 1881 and encodes 563 amino acids.
GUCGGAGUUCUCGAUCGCAACCGCGCUCGAUUCCCAUCAGAAAAGUUUAGCUCGCGCAAGCACCUUAAUACCCAGUGGGGAGCUCUUCGUGUCUUUGACGAAGCUUGAUACGAUAUCGGACCAUCCUGACGCGAGUAUACGAUCCAUCCACCAAGAUAGGAGCUAGGGCCCUGUCCCUUUUCGUACACCAUGCCGGCGGCAACUGCGAAACUUAGCAAGAAUCAACUGAGAAGGCAAAGGAAGAAGGAGAAGAAGAAUAAUGAGGACGCUGCUGAACCGAAGGUCGAGCCUUCAAAAGUAGAGCCCGAAACUGAACCAUCGACAUCAAAGGCACAUGAUGACAAGGAUUCGCAACUCUCACAAAUUUCGGUAGACCCUAACGAUCCCUUAUGGGAUAUGUACAAGGAUGUCAUAGGAAAGUUUGAGGAUACGGAAGGAGAAGGCGCCGCGCCCAAAGAGCCCGAAAAACCAGAGGUGUAUUACGACGAUGAUGACGAGGUUCCAGAUGAAGAGGAGAACCAGGCGCCCAAAUUAUCGAAGCGGAAACGGAAAGAAUUGAAUAAGCUCUCUGUUGCUGAACUUAAGGCAAUGGUGCACAAACCUGAGAUUGUGGAGUGGACAGAUACAUCAGCCCCAGACCCGCGUUUGCUCGUUCACGUCAAAGCCUAUCGAAAUGUCGUCCCUGUACCUUCACAUUGGUCGCUGAAACGGGAAUAUCUCUCUUCCAAGAGAGGUGUGGAGAAACCUCCCUUUGCGCUUCCCAAGUUCAUCCAGGAGACGGGUAUCGCUGAAAUGCGGGACGCCGCCCUUGAAAAACAGGAACAAGCAACUUUAAAGCAGAAGCAGAGAGAAAGAGUAAACCCGAAAAUGGGAAGAUUGGAUAUCGAUUACCAGAAGCUUUACGAGGCUUUCUUUCGAUUUCAGACAAAGCCCGAACUCACUCGUUACGGCGAAGUUUACUACGAAGGCAAGGAAUACGAGACGAAUCUCCGGCACUUGCGCCCUGGUGAGCUCAGUGACGAGCUAAAAGAAGCGCUCAAUAUCCCACCAGGCGCACCGCCUCCUUGGCUCAUCAAUCAGCAGCGGUUCGGACCCCCGCCGUCCUAUCCUGCUCUCAAGAUUCCUGGUCUGAACGCUCCUCCGCCCCCGGGAGGCAUGUGGGGUUACCAUCCCGGUGGCUAUGGAAAACCUCCAGUGGACGAGCAUAACAGACCUCUCUAUGGAGGUGAUAUUUUCGGUGUGCUGCAAACGCAGCAGAACGUGCAACAAGGGGAGCCGGUGGAGAAGGAUCUCUGGGGAGAACUACAGCCUCCAGAAGAAGAAGAGGAAGAGGAAGAAGAAAGCGAAGAGGAGGAAGAGGAGGAAGAGGAGGAGGAGGGUGACGAGGGAGGAUUGCAGACACCCAGUGGCUUGGAAACUCCCAGCGGUAUUGUUUCCGCAGUACCAACCGAAAUCGGAGGAACAGAGAGCAUAGCUGGUGAAUUCGAUGUGCGCAAGCAUGGUCGGGGAACAGAAACCGAGGAAUACACACAACCAAGAACUGCGUACCAAGUCAUUCCCGAACAGCAGACCCGCGUACACGGUUUCUUCGGAGGCGACAGAGCAUAUGAUCUCAAAGCAGCUCAGAGUCACAUUCCCGUUCUUGGGGCAGAAGACCAGAACCGGAAGAGGAAGAAGCCGGGCGAUGUUGAAGUGUCUGUUGAUCCGGACUCUUUGCAGGCUCAUGAUGGCAUCAAUAAGGAGGACCUUCAGGGUCUCUAUGAUGCGCAGAAACAGCAAGAGCAUCCUAAUUGGGCUUUUCAGGAGGAUCUCAGUGAUAUGAUUGCGAGUGAGAGUCGCAAGCGACUCAAGAAAGAUGAAGAGAGACGGAGUCGACGAUGAGCAGCUAUGAACCAUCGACAUAAGUCACAAUAAUAGGUCACAUUAAAUAAUGACAUGGUUUCUCUGUUACUAGUAAUCCGUGUUGUGUACUAGUACUGGCAUAGUAGUUUACAAAGCAUCCUUAAUACUCUUCUAGUACUAUCCUUGUUAGAUUGCACAGUGGCAACGAUUCUUAUCUUUGGAGUUAUAAUACGAUUUCGAUACAUUAUAGGCAGAAUAUUGAGCCCCCCUCCCCCUGUUUUAUAGAGCAAAUAUCACUAGGGGCACUGGUAGAUAACAGUCCAG